Molecule: messenger RNA, 1083 nt
Organism: Arachis stenosperma
Lineage: Eukaryota; Viridiplantae; Streptophyta; Magnoliopsida; Fabales; Fabaceae
Product: transcription factor MYB80
Exons: 4
Coding region: 109-1083 (324 amino acids)
Source: RefSeq, a predicted model, not a curated record
ACCAAAAAUAUGCACACAAGAAAACAAAAAGCAAAAGAAAAUAUUUCCUUUUUGCUUUGUCUCAAAGAAUUGAAAGACUGGUAGAGUGUGUUUCUCUAAGAGAAAACAAUGGGACGCAUUCCAUGCUGUGAGAAGGACAAUGUGAAAAGGGGACAAUGGACUCCGGAGGAAGAUAACAAGCUCUCCUCCUACAUUGCUCAACAUGGCACCCGCAAUUGGCGCCUUAUCCCCAAGAAUGCUGGUCUCCAGAGAUGUGGAAAGAGCUGCAGGCUAAGGUGGACAAACUACCUUCGUCCUGAUCUCAAACAUGGCCAAUUCUCUGAUUCUGAAGAACAAACUAUUGUGAAGCUUCACUCAGUUUUUGGCAACAGGUGGUCACUGAUAGCAGCACAGCUGCCGGGACGCACCGACAAUGAUGUGAAAAACCACUGGAAUACUAAGCUGAAGAAGAAGCUUUCAGGCAUGGGAAUUGACCCUGUGACACACAAGCCAUUCUCACACCUAAUGGCUGAAAUCGCCACAACCUUGGCACCGCCACAGGCAGCGCACCUUGCCGAAGCAGCACUUGGCUGCUUCAAGGAUGAGGUACUCCACCUUCUGACCAAGAAGCCAAUUAGCUUCCAAGGCCAACACUCAACUAUGACACAAGGGAAUAACAUCACAGAUUAUAUUAACUGUAAACCAGAAGAAAAGGAUGACACUGUUGAAAAGAUUAAGCUUGGAUUAUCAAAGGCAAUACAGGAAGAACCUGAAAUGAUGCCCUCAAAUAAGCAUUGGGAUUCCAGUGCAGCUACAUCUGCAAGCUAUGCAAUGUCAUACAGCGUAUUCCCACCCAUGCCCGGGUUUCAGUAUAACCCAGUACCUUUUGGGAGUAAAGGGGAUGCUUCACCAUGGAGCCAAAGUGUAUGCACUGGGAGCACAUGCACAGCUGUGGAUCAGCAAAACCAGUUACAUGAAAAGCUUGAAGAAAAUGGGGAUGAUUCCGAAGCUACAAAAGAAAUUAGAAACUUAUCCAAUAUUUUCAACUCAGAUUGUGUCUUGUGGGAUUUACAAGCAGAUGAUCUAAUGAACCCAAUGGUGUAA